Messenger RNA from Arthroderma uncinatum, 3009 nucleotides. RefSeq lists its product as uncharacterized. The record is from RefSeq and is a predicted model, not a curated record. The transcript has a single exon. NCBI's taxonomy places the organism in Eukaryota, Fungi, Ascomycota, Eurotiomycetes, Onygenales, Arthrodermataceae. Gene Ontology annotation, molecular function: tRNA binding; ATP binding; 18S rRNA cytidine N-acetyltransferase activity. Gene Ontology annotation, biological process: rRNA acetylation involved in maturation of SSU-rRNA. Gene Ontology annotation, cellular component: 90S preribosome; nucleolus. Bases 1 to 3009 code for a protein of 1002 amino acids.
AUGCCACGAAAAGCGCUCGACUCGCGCAUUCCAGCGCUGAUUCGGAAUGGAAUUCAAGAAAAGAAACGAAGCUUCUUUGUCGUCGUUGGAGACCGCGCCAAAGAUGUCAUCGUGCACCUUCAUUAUAUCAUGUCCAGCGUCGAUGUCAAACAGAAUAAAUCAGUGCUCUGGGCGUAUAAAAAGGACCUGCUAGGUUUCACAACCCAUCGCAAGAAGAGAGAGAUGAAGAUAAAGAAAGAAAUCAAGAGGGGAAUACGCGACCCGAAUACCGACGAUCCUUUCGAACUAUUUAUCACCCUCAACCAGAUACGAUAUGUUUACUACAAGGAGACCGAAAAGAUAUUGGGAAACACAUAUGGAAUGUGUAUUCUGCAGGAUUUUGAAGCCUUGACGCCGAAUCUGCUUGCGCGAACUGUUGAGACUGUGGAGGGUGGUGGAAUAGUUAUACUUCUGUUGAAGGGCAUGAAGAGUUUGAAACAGUUAUAUACGUUAUCGAUGGACAUACACUCGAGAUACCGAACAGAAGCUCAUGACGAUGUGGUGGCCCGGUUUAACGAACGUUUCAUUCUGUCUCUUGGCAGUUGUAAUACUUGUCUUGUCGUUGACGACGAACUGAAUGUGCUUCCUAUAUCUGGCGGUAAGGCAGUGACGCCAUUACCGCCCAUCGACCCAGAGGAAGAAGCCAAUUCUUCUAGCAAAAAGGAACUCCAGUCAAUCAAAACGGAAUUGGAAGAUACGCAACCAGUAGGAUCAUUGGUUAAGCUAGCUAAGACCGUCGACCAGGCAAAGGCAUUGCUCACGUUUGUAGACGCCAUCGCCGAGAAAACAUUGCGCAGCACUGUUACGUUGACUGCUGCUCGUGGACGUGGAAAGUCAGCCGCUCUUGGUGUAGCAAUUUCAGCAGCCAUCGCCCACGGUUACAGCAAUAUUUUCAUCACCUCUCCCAGCCCCGAGAAUUUGAAGACUCUUUUCGAGUUCGUGUUCAAAGGUUUUGAUGAACUGGGCUAUCUUGAUCAUGUUGACUACACCAUUCUCCAGUCAACUAAUCCCGAUUUUAACAAAGCCAUUGUUAGGGUCAAUGUUCACAGGCAACAUAGGCAGACUAUACAGUACAUCCAGCCCCAGGAUGCUUUUGCUUUGGGACAAGCUGAGCUCUUGGUCAUCGAUGAGGCUGCAGCUAUUCCCUUGCCAUUAGUACGAAAACUGAUGGGUCCAUACCUUGUGUUCAUGGCCUCGACAAUCAACGGAUACGAAGGUACGGGACGAUCCCUCUCACUGAAACUGAUACAGCAGUUACGUGAGCAAUCAAGAGGAGGGGCCAAAGCAAAUGGUGCAGAUGAUACCGAUAUCACUGACCGGUCCGGAAAGGCCGCGAGAAAAGAAGGAGGCUCUCACUCCGGGGGUCGAACGUUACGUGAGAUUACGCUAUCGGAACCAAUUCGAUAUGCUCAGGGAGAUUCAGUUGAAAAGUGGCUCAACAAACUUCUAUGUCUUGAUGCAACUUUGCCAAAAUCGAAAUUAAACACCCAGGGAUGCCCACACCCAUCCCAAUGCCAGCUUCUUCAUGUAAACCGCGAUACCCUCUUUUCUUUCCACCCCGUCUCUGAAAAAUUCCUUCACCAAAUGAUGGCUCUAUAUGUUGCUAGUCACUAUAAGAACUCCCCCAAUGACCUACAACUCAUGAGUGAUGCGCCGGCUCAUCAGCUUUUCGUUCUGGUACCGCCUGUCGACGAGAAUGCGACAAAACUACCCGAACCACUAUGUGUUAUUCAGAUAGCCAUGGAAGGUCAGAUCAGCAAACAAAGCGUUUUGAACAGUUUAAGUCGUGGACAAAGAGCUGGCGGUGACCUUAUUCCUUGGCUCGUAAGCCAGCAAUUCCAAGAUGAAGACUUCGCUGGUCUAUCUGGAGCGAGAAUCGUGCGAAUAGCUACUAAUCCAGACUAUAUUAGUAUGGGAUAUGGCUCGCGUGCUUUGGAAUUGCUAAUCGACUUUUUCGAAGGCAAGUUUGCUAGCUUGUCGGAGGAUGAGAAUCCAGUUUCUGAAGAAAUGGUCCGCGUCACUGAUGCUGAGUUGGAGGAAUCUAAUCUUCUGGACGACAAUGUCCAUGUCAGGGACAUUCAAUCAAUGCCGCCUCUCUUCGGAAAGCUCUCCGAACGACGACCCGGUGCUCUUGACUACGUUGGCGUGAGUUUUGGCUUGACACAACCUCUGCAUAAAUUCUGGAAACGCUCUCAGUUCGCACCAGUAUACCUGAGACAGACCCCUAACGACCUUACCGGAGAACAUUCUUGCGUCAUGAUUCGCACUCUAUCAACUGGAGCCAAUGAUGCGUCAUGGCUUGGGGCCUUCGUGUCUGACUUCCAUAAACGUUUCCAAACCCUGCUAUCAUACCAAUUUCGUGAAUUCCCGUCAGUCAUGUCUCUGAGUAUGAGCGAGUCUGCCACCGCAGUCUCAAGAUCCGACCCCUCCCUCAAACCAGCCCCUGUCACAAAGGCAGAUAUCGAUGCUGUCUUCUCGCCUUUCGACCUUAAACGUCUAGACAGUUACGCCAACAACCUACUAGAUUACCACGUUAUCCUCGACCUGGUUCCCACAAUAGCAUCACUAUACUUCUCAGGACGCUUAACCCCCGGCGUCAACCUCUCUGGUGUCCAGCAAUCCAUCCUUUUAGCUACCGGUCUACAGCGCAAGACAUUUGACGAUGUAGAAAAGGAGAUCAAGGUAGCUGCAUCCCAGCUCAUGGCGAUGUUCAUUAAAAUCAUGAGAAAAGUAUCCUCGCAUUUCCGUUCCGUCCUAGAAGGAGCCGUGGCAAGUACGCUACCCGCAGCGAACAGGGCUAUAACACAAGGAGAAACAACCGAAGCUCAUGACGACAAGAUCAUUGAAGAUCGAUUCCGUCCUCUCGAAGUCGACCUUGAGGAUGAACUAAAGGAGGGUAGCCGAGUGGUCGAUGCUGAACUUCGAGAGAAACAGCGAGCUUUGAUUGAUGCACUUCCACUGAACCAGUAA